AUGUCUUCAGGACAUGUAGUUGUGCGCCUGAAGUCAGGCUCCGAUGGAGAUGCGACACAUAUACCAGCCCCUGGUGUGCACACGCAAGUAAAUCCUCCAACCCUAUAUCUCGAAAAAACCGCUCAGCAGUGGAUGGAGCGCCGUGGAGAAGCUCGCCCAGGAGUCAAGUAUAUAUUAGAAAGGCUACCAGCUGGCUAUACCAUGUGGCAGCGUCCACGCCCAGGCAAACCAACAACCGUGGAUAAGUAUCUUUUCGGCCAUCCUGACCACAAGAGAUUCGACUCGCCCAAUCGCUUCUAUCCCCACUUCGAACAUCUCAUGGACAAUGGUGGCAGUAAUAUCGGUUGCCCUUGCACUGUUUGUGCUGGUAGCGCUGGACUACUUCUGAAGAACUCGUCAAGUCGAAAUACCUCAAGCAGUGUCUCUUCUUCCUCCAGAGCUCCAGCGCCUCGUAUAUCGAAACACUUUUCGACUGAUCCUCAGCAACCCAUCUCAUUCGUCGGCCAGCCAAUCAAAGAACGUCCAAAACCAACCAGCUCCGGCUACGUCGACGAAGAGGGUACGCCUGACGUCUAUCGCAAUCUCAUCGAAAAGCUUCGACGGCACGGAACCAUCGACGAGAAGAUUGAAGAGCCGCUGAGUCCAGACUGGCUGGCAGAAAAAGAACUUCUGCCUGCCCUGCUACAAGAGCUACUCCAUAAUGAGCAGUGGAAGCCACGUCAAGGGGACAUCCUCUUGUUUGUCAGAAAUCUCCCAGAGCAUGUUAGCAUCGUCCGAAACGAAGACACAGGUGAGUAUCAGCUGUACAAUGAAGAUACCAAUGAGUGCGUGGGAACACCAAUUUGGGAAGCUGGUCUAGUCGGACAGACGCCCGUCAAGGACCAGAUAGCAUCUGAUAGUGUCAUCUACUCCGGUCUACGCCUUGAACCACUGCCAAAUCUCAAUGAUCCAGACAAAUCCCUGUCCAAGCGUUAUAGAUAUGUUCCGCUACGGCAGACGCGACCAUUCAUACUGUGGGAGCAGUUUUUGGGUAACAUUCCUCAAGAAGACUGGCACCCCACUAUACACAACGCGUUGACAGUCACCUCUACCCUGUCUCUUGUGGGCAAGCAUCGUUUCCGAGGCACCUGGCCAGAUGCUUCUAUCUACUGCCAUGCGAUGUACCUCGGCCAUGAGCUAAUUGCCGUAGGAGACACGGUACGACUUCUACCAAGCUCUUCUUCUAUGCACGAUGAGAAUGGAAACUGCGAUAUCAUGUUAAUCAAGUCAAUACGAAUCAAGUGGAGCAAUCUUGACAAGGCCUCGAAUAACGAUUAUGAUGAAGGUCGACCGUACAACUCGGCCGUAUGGUUAUAUGGCACCGCCCUCACGAGUGAUGCAUUACGCUCUGAUAAACGAUGGCUCUCUGAUGCUACUGAUGGGCAUUCUCUGAAAGCCGCUGCUGGGUAUUCGGAUUGGUACCCGUUGCAUCCUCCAUCAAAAGAGCUUGCUAUUCCUCACACUCGUUGCAUCGGACGAGUAUAUGAGAGAGACGCUAUGGCCGCUUUUCUUGGUGCAGAAAACCAUGAUCUGCUAGCUUUGGGUACGGAUGUCGGCGGUAGUGGCCUCCUUAAAGCUCGGAACUUUUCCAGCAAGCAUGAUCAACGAAUCGUCAAAGACGACGCCACCUGGUACUGGGGUGAUAACCGUGCAGACUCCUUAGGUCUUCAGACUAUCAAUGGGCUUGACGUUUCCAAAUUCGAUCAGUUACGCGACGUGAAGGAGUUGAGAAAAAAAAUCAAAAUUCUCGAAGCCGACAAGGGACCCGCAGCAAGCUCGAGGCAGCCUGCUACUGUUAAGACUUCUGCCAGAAAUAUACGCGACUUCAUGGCUGUCGAACUACCUCCGACGCCAAAUAGGAACAUUGCAAACAGAACUCUCAACGGAAGCAGCAGUGUGACCAGCAGCUUCGACAGAGAGGCAGGCAUGAAUAUGGGCCAGAAGCGGAUGCGUGCUGACAGCACAAGUGACGAAGUGGGAGAACACGAUGUCGAGAUUCAUCAGUCUACUGUGGUCGUCGACCACAUCGCUGCCCGAAGGAAGAAGAAGCCCACAGUCCAGGUCGUCAUUGAUGAUUGA
Molecule: messenger RNA, 2118 nt
Organism: Plenodomus lingam JN3
Lineage: Eukaryota; Fungi; Ascomycota; Dothideomycetes; Pleosporales; Leptosphaeriaceae
Biological process (GO): silent mating-type cassette heterochromatin formation
Cellular component (GO): SHREC complex; mating-type region heterochromatin; rDNA heterochromatin
Source: RefSeq, a predicted model, not a curated record